AUGACACUGUCGACCUUUCAUGGGGCCGACACUGCGGUCUUCAAGACGAUCACCUACGACAAACCUGCCGCGACCGCUAGCUCCACGAUCGUCCCCGUACAGAUCCACUUGAAUCUCGAGAGAACGGUAGCGGUGGAACUUGAUGAGCUGGAGCGUCAGAAUGCCUCAAGUCACCGAAGUAUCGCGACGGGGGCCGGCUGGGUGGAGAACAGUUUGCUGAUUCUCGAGUCUCCCGAAGCUCCUCUGUUCGAUAUCGUGCGGUACAGCGAUUAUCCUCUCGUUCUCAGUUGCCAGCCGGUUGAAGGAAAACUCCAGUUACAAGCUUGGUGCAAUGAAACUGGGCCACAAGAAUGGCUUGCGACCCAACUUCUUCGCCACUUCGCGUUCGUUCUUCAGAACGUCCUCGCCCACCCAGAGGCGAAACUAACCGACCUGCCCACCAUCUCCUCCGAGGACUACUCGCAAGUGUUGGAAUGGAAUCGAGAACCUCCUAUCAAUGUCAAUGCCCGGCUUCAGGACCUGAUCGCCAAGGAAACACUGGCACACCCGGAGAGCCCGGCGGUUUGUGCAUGGGAUGGUGAUUUUACCUACAAGGAGCUGGACGGGCUCUCGUCCCACCUGGCUGCCCAUUUGGCGCAAUUAGGAGUCGGACCGGAGACCUUCGUACCUAUUGUGUUCGAAAAGUCCAAGUGGAACAUGGUUGCUACGCUGGGUGUUAUCAAGGCAGGCGGUGCCUUCGUCCCCCUGGAUCCUGGCCAUCCCAUCCAGCGCUUGCAAGACAUUUGCCGACAGACCAAGGCCAAGGUGGCAGUGGCCUCCAGCAAGACAGAGGCACUAGCGACGAGCCUCGCUCCCGCCGUCGUGCGCGUAGGUGAAGAGGAUUUGACCUGGCGUGAGAAUGAUGGAAUCGUGCCCGAGCCCGCUGCCGGCCCCGACAAUGCCCUCUAUGCAAUCUUUACCUCCGGAACCACCGGUAGACCCAAGGGAGCGGUGCUGGAGCACCGCCAGUUUUGCUCCAUCGUGGGCCCCAUGAUCGAGCGUACCGGACUGAACCGGGAGUCUCGCGCCUUCCAAUUCUCCUCUCAUGCGUUUGAUUUGAGUGUGGGAGACAUCCUUGCAACUCUGGUGGCCGGCGGGUGUGUUUGCAUACCGUCUGACCUAGACCGGACGAGCAAUCUCGCGGGCUCAGCAAACACCAUGAAGGUCAACAUCAUGACGACCACCCCUUCAGUACAUCGGUUAUUCAACCCCGCAGAUGUACCCACCCUGAAGACCAUCAUCUCGUGCGGAGAAAUGUUGACGGCAGCGGACCUGGAGCACUGGCGCGGCAUUGUGCGCAACUGCUGGGGUCCGGUCGAGACCACCAUCAUUUGCACAGGCAAUAUUACCCCGCCAGACAACCGCAACAUUGGAGAUGCAUUUGGUUGCCGUGUUUGGGUGGUGGAUCGUAAUGACCACCGCCGCUUGCUUCCUAUCGGCGCCGUGGGCGAGCUGCUCGUGGAAGGGGCCAACGUGGCCCGAGGCUAUCUAAAUGAGCCUGAGAAAACUGCUGAAGUCUUCGUCGAACGUUCUUCCUGGAUCCCGCGCGCUUCAGAGGAGCACGGUCUCCGACAGUAUCGGACUGGCGAUUUGGCCCGUUAUAAUCCGGAUGGGACUUUACAUUUCGUCGAGCGAAAGGACACCCAGGUGAAGCUCCAUGGGAACCGGAUCGAGCUAGCUGAGGUCGAAUAUCAUCUGCAGAGCUCAUUCGAGAAGGUAGAUGAUGUGAUCGUGGACAUCGUUAGCCCACCGGCACGUGGUAAUCAUCAGAUCCUGGUUGCGUUCGUGCUAGAGCCUCGUCGCCGCUCCACUGAGACAGCAAUGCUUCUCCCUCUUGAUGAGCAGUUUCGACAAGCAUGCACUGAGGCUGAGGAAAGAUUGCGGUCUCGUGUCCCAUCGUACAUGGUUCCAGGCGCCUUCAUUCCUGUGUCGCAUAUGCCACUCACCAUCAACGGGAAAAUUGAUCGAAGGAACCUACGCGAGACUACAGCAGGGCUAUCUAAGGAGGAGCUCGACGUCUACGCUGCCAAGGGCCGCAUCGACACGCAGCUCUCCCAGAAGCGUCAGCCACAGACGGAGCGCGAAGUGCUGUUGCAGAAGCUUGUAGCUGAAAGUAUCGAGGCAGAGCCAUCCACUGUCGGCAUGGAAGACAACUUCUUCUUCUUGGGUGGUGAUUCCACUACAGCCAUGAAACUAGUUAGCCUGGCUCGUGAGGCAGGAAUGCACUUCACGGUUCCUGACCUAGUCUCUCACCCU
Molecule: messenger RNA, 2295 nt
Organism: Aspergillus homomorphus CBS 101889
Lineage: Eukaryota; Fungi; Ascomycota; Eurotiomycetes; Eurotiales; Aspergillaceae
Product: amino acid adenylation
Exons: 1
Biological process (GO): amino acid activation for nonribosomal peptide biosynthetic process; secondary metabolite biosynthetic process
Cellular component (GO): cytoplasm
Molecular function (GO): phosphopantetheine binding
Source: RefSeq, a predicted model, not a curated record